GUUACUAACUCAAAGAAAAUAUUAGCCUUGACAAUGAAUCUUGUUUUGGAUGAGUUGCACUAUUGGUGAAUACAUCCUUUUUUUGGUUUGAUCAGUAGAGAAAACCUUUCAUUUCUGGAAUACAGCUUCAAGCUGCUUACAACAAAGGGCCGUUUUCAAUUUAAUUUUUCCUUUGAGGAGGUGGGGGAUCGAGCUAUGAAAACAGUCUCUUGCAGAAAUGCAAGGUAAGACUGCGUAUAAUAGACCUUUGUGUUCCGGCCCUUCCCUGAACCCCACACAUAGUUAGUGCUCUGGCCUUUAUCAUCACUUGGAGGUUUAAUAAGUUGAUCAUCAGAAGAAACAUAUGGACAAAAAGUUGUUUUGACUUCUAAUUGCUAGUCACAAGGAGUACUCCUAAUUCUACAUAAUUGUACUUGGGUAUAAUUAGGAACUAAAAGAUGGUGCAGUUCUCUUCUAUUUUCACUGGCUUUACGAAAUCUAUAGCAAUCAGAAAUGGGAAGAAAAGUAAACAUGAUGACGGAAGGGAAACUGCAGAUGCACUGGCUAAAGAAGCUAAAAAGAACGAGAUGAUGUUAACGUCAUCUGGCUCUGUAGCUGGUGUCUCUCACAAUUUGGCUGCUGUUUUCUCCAAAGGAGGGAAGAAAGGUAUCAAUCAGGAUAGAUUUGUUGUGUGGGAGGAUUUUGGAUGCCAAGAUGACAUGACCUUCUGUGGGGUGUUCGAUGGGCAUGGUCCUUGGGGUCAUCUUGUUGCUAAAAGAGUUAGAAAACUGAUGCCACCAGCUUUGCUUCGUAAUUGGCAGAAACGGGUUGCCCACACCGUGGAUGGUACUGAUGGGACAUUGAUAGAUAGAAGUUGUUUCCAGUUUGACAUUUGGAAGCAAUCCUACUUUGAGACUUGCUCCAUCAUCGAUCAAGAACUCGAGCAGUAUGCUGACUCUUUCUACAGUGGUACCACAGCUUUGACGCUCGUUAGACAGGGUGAUCUGCUGGUGGUAGCAAACGUUGGAGAUUCUCGAGCUGUAUUGGCAACAACAGAUGAUGAUGGUAGAUUGGUAUCAGUUCAGCUCACCGUUGACCUCAAACCUAACUUACCUCGGGAAAGCGAGCGAAUAAUGCAGUCAAGAGGGAGAGUGUUGUCGUGCGAGGAUGAACCAGGGGUGUAUAGAGUGUGGAUGCCUACAGUUGAAGGGCCUGGAUUAGCAAUAUCAAGAGCGUUUGGUGAUUACUACAUAAAGGACUUUGGCCUCAUUUCUGAACCAGAAUUGACAUCCAGAAAAAUAACACAUAGAGAUCAGUUUGCCAUCUUGGCAACAGAUGGGGUUUGGGAUGUGAUGUCAAAUGAAGAAGCAGUGGAGAUAGUUUCAACAACAGAAGAGAGGGAAGAUGCAGCUAAGAGGCUGGUGGAAAGUGCUAUUUGUGCGUGGAAACGCAAACGAAGGGGUGUUCCCAUGGAUGAUAUCUCAGCAAUAUGCCUCUUCUUUCAUAACAUUCCUCUUUCAAAACAACAAGCUAAGAAUGUCUAAAAUUCAACAAGAAGCUUACAUGAACUACUAGCUGACUUUCAAUUGAUGCUUUUUCCUCUUUUUAAUUUUUUUUUUCAGUACUUGAUGGUUUGUACAUAGGUUCAUACAUUACAUAUAUAGGCUCUUCAUGUUUGCAACUAUAUUUCAAUCAGGCAUUGAAAUGUGAAAUCUUGAAAAUCAAAUCAGCUUCAAAG
Messenger RNA from Solanum stenotomum, 1717 nucleotides. RefSeq names its product probable protein phosphatase 2C 34. Gene Ontology annotation, biological process: protein dephosphorylation. Gene Ontology annotation, molecular function: protein serine/threonine phosphatase activity. The record is from RefSeq and is a predicted model, not a curated record. Lineage: Eukaryota; Viridiplantae; Streptophyta; Magnoliopsida; Solanales; Solanaceae. Bases 438 to 1523 code for a protein of 361 amino acids. The transcript has 6 exons.